This is a messenger RNA of Hordeum vulgare subsp. vulgare (domesticated barley), 644 nucleotides long. RefSeq lists its product as uncharacterized. The record is from RefSeq and is a predicted model, not a curated record. The coding region runs from base 113 to 400 and encodes 95 amino acids. NCBI's taxonomy places the organism in Eukaryota, Viridiplantae, Streptophyta, Magnoliopsida, Poales, Poaceae. The transcript has 3 exons.
AGCAAGCACGAACAUCAAACGGAGAUCCCGCAUAUUCCACUUCCAUUGAGGUUGAGGUUAGCAGUCAAGGCAGUACAACUGUUCAAGAGAAGAGAACAGCCUGCUGCAUGCAAUGGGGAGCUCAGCAUCCCUCUGUCUAGUUAUCACCUUGCUGGCAUUCUACUUCUUGGUUCCCUCCAACGCUAUACCACUCUCAAGAGUGCAGAGACAGGUGCCCUUGCAACAUGUCGGUGAUCAGGUGCCAUGGGUCGAAGAAAGCACUCCAAAGCCAAAGAUGGACAUGGGUAGAGUGAUCCCGGAGGAUGCUGCAGAGAGCGUCAGUGCAAGGAUGAUGCUGGAGACGCAAGACUACGCGCCCUCGGGGCCGAACAACCACCACAAGCCACCGGGUUGGAACUGAGUUACGCCGCCACAACUUACAUAAAAUUGUAUAUCAGUGGUUUCAUUUAGUUAACCAGCCGUGUUGUGCUGAUCUAUUGUGUGAUGUGAUGCUCACGGUCUUAAAUUACACUAGGAUAUGCUUGAAAGAUGCCAACUUAUUUUACCAUUGUAAGAUUCAUGUUUAAUUGAGAUAUGACGAUAUUAAUAAAAAUUGGGGGUGGCUCAACCAUGACCAUUGUGCUGCCCAUAGCUUGUUGUUCCUC